AUGGCUAGUCCGUCGACCGUGGUGAGGGAGGUCGUCAAGGAGACCUUCAAGGGCAGUGGCGCUGUGGAAGAGCCGUCUCACCAGCUGUCGGCGCAGAGUAGGGCGCGGUUCAAUGCCCAUGCUUCUAGGGAUCCCGAGACCGGCGAGCUGUUCAUGGGCCCUGAUGAGUUUAUCAAUGCUGUUGCGCCGGAGAAUGAAGACUAUCACAAAAUCAAGCGGGAUCAAUACUCGAUUCUGUUUCGCGUCGCUGACAACAGAGGCCAUGGACGCCUGAGUCUGGCUGAUUGGGGUGUCUUUGAGAACCUGCUAAUGAAGCCUGAUGCCGAGUACGAAAUCGCAUUCCGCCUCUUCGACGUUGAUCGCACCGGCGACGUCAAGUAUGACGACUUCCGCAGACUUUACGAGCUCAACAAGGGUCCUGACAACAUUCCCUUUGACUGGGACUGCGAGUGGGCGAAGCUGUAUAUCGGCAGCAAGAAGAAGCGCCAUAACCUGAGCUAUCCCCAGUUUUCGCAAAUGUUGCGCGGUCUGCAGGGAGAGCGCAUCCGACAGGCUUUCCAGCUGUUCGACAAGGACGGCGACGGCUACAUCGACCCUGAGGAGUUUGAGCGCAUCAUUAUCGAGACUUCCAAGCACAAGCUGUCCGACCACCUUCUCGCCAACUUGCAUACCCUCUGCAACAUUUCUACCGGGAGCAAGAUUUCCUACGCCAACGUCCGCGCCUUUCAAAACAUGAUUAAGGAGAUGGAUUUGGUGGAACUUAUUGUGCGACGUGCCAUUGCGAUGAGCACCGACGGCAAGAUUACGCGCGCAGAGUUCGUCAACGAAGCCUCCAAGGUUACGCGGUUUUCCCUCUUUACCCCCAUGGAAGCCGACAUCCUCUUUCACUUUGCUAGUCUUGACGAGCCCUCUGGCCGCCUUGGGUUGAAAGACUUUGCCAAGGUUCUCGAUCCUUCGUGGAGAAAUCCCAUGUACGACACUGAUGAGUCGGCUGCGCCUACGACCAAGAAGGCCACUUUCCUCCACGGCCUUCUUGAGUCUUCAUACAACUUUGCGCUGGGUAGUGUGGCUGGUGCUUUUGGUGCCUUUAUGGUGUAUCCCAUUGACUUAGUCAAGACGCGUCUUCAGAACCAGCGUGGUGCGCAGCCCGGACAACGACUGUACAAGAACUCGAUUGACUGCUUCCAAAAGGUGAUUCGAAACGAGGGUUUCCGAGGCUUGUACUCGGGUGUUUUGCCACAGCUUGUUGGUGUGGCGCCUGAGAAGGCUAUCAAGCUGACUGUCAAUGACCUUGUUCGACGUCAAUUCACUGACAAGCAGGGUCGCAUUCCUCUGAGUGCUGAGAUUUUGGCUGGUGCCACUGCUGGUGGUUGCCAAGUUGUCUUUACCAAUCCCCUCGAGAUUGUCAAGAUUCGACUGCAAGUUCAGGGUGAAGUCGCCAAGACGCUCGAAGGCACGCCCAAGCGAUCGGCCAUGUGGAUUGUGCGCAACCUGGGUCUCAUGGGUCUGUACAAGGGAGCAUCGGCAUGCUUGCUGCGCGACGUUCCCUUCUCGGCCAUCUACUUCCCUACCUACAGCCACUUGAAGAAGGACUUUUUCGGCGAGUCACCUACUAAGAAGCUAGGCGUCCUGCAGCUCCUUACCGCCGGUGCCAUUGCCGGCAUGCCCGCCGCCUACCUCACGACGCCAUGCGACGUCAUCAAGACUCGUCUGCAGGUCGAGGCCCGCAAGGGCGAAGCCUCGUACACCGGCCUCCGACACGCCGCCAAGACCAUCUGGAAAGAAGAGGGUUUCACGGCCUUCUUCAAGGGUGGUCCCGCCCGAAUCUUCAGAUCCUCCCCACAGUUCGGUUUCACCCUCGCCGCCUACGAAGUCCUCCAGACGCUGCUGCCCAUGCCGGGCGGCAAGGCGGAGGAGAAGAUGCAGGUCGGCGUCAGCGAGGUCAUGUCCACGGUGACCAAGCGCGGAACCCUCGACACCUCGCCGUUUGCCCGUAGCCGAAACGCUCUCAAGAUCAUUCUCGAUCUGGACGAGGACUUUGGCCGAUCUAAGAUUCCUGAUGCGAAUAGCUGGAAGAGUCUGCCUAAGGUGAUGGGCGGUGGGGGCGCAGCUCAAUAA
Molecule: messenger RNA, 2118 nt
Organism: Pochonia chlamydosporia 170
Lineage: Eukaryota; Fungi; Ascomycota; Sordariomycetes; Hypocreales; Clavicipitaceae
Product: mitochondrial carrier protein
Exons: 3
Coding region: 1-2118 (705 amino acids)
Biological process (GO): L-glutamate transmembrane transport; malate-aspartate shuttle; aspartate transmembrane transport
Molecular function (GO): calcium ion binding; L-aspartate transmembrane transporter activity; L-glutamate transmembrane transporter activity
Source: RefSeq, a predicted model, not a curated record